GGUUCAGCGCGUACGGUUCCGCAGUGGCUGGAAUGUAGGAUGGUCUGGAAGCUUUUUCCAGAUAGACGUCCAUGCGGGGUGAUUGGGCGACUGGAAGUCUGCAUGCUAAGCCAGCCUGGCCAUGAUCAUCAACCAAUUGAUAAGAAUAAAUUAAUUAACAGCUAGCUCGCAUUCUUCUUUUAUCCCCGGCUUGUUUCCAUCCGACCCCGCCAAAAUUAGACCCCGCCACGCCCUGACUCGGUCCUUGCGUUCGUCUGAAGCUGUGUUGUCUCUCGAUGUACCAGACUAGAAACGCCUGACAAAGGCAAGUCCUUGCUCAAGGUCAUGGCCGGUGGUGACGACGCCGUGGCCCGGGCGAACCCGAACCCUUUUGCGUUGGGCGCGCUCUCCAGCAGUCUGCAGAUGAGCCACCACCAUGGCGACGACCACGACGACGCCAAGGACAAGCAUUAUUUUACAUCAACUAAGGAUCUGGACCACUCCAUCACCGCUCCCCAGUACCAUCAUCAUCAGCCUCAUCAGACAGCCGGUCUGGCCCAUGCGUACCCAUUAGGCCCAGGCCCUCAUCCAGACUCAUCACAUUUCAAUUCUGAGACUUACGGUCGCGAGGCCUUUGCCGAGCAGAGCGAUGUGGCCGGCGUCAACCGGGUGUCCGGCCACGAGUCAAAGAAGCGCAAGCGAAAUAAGCCCACGCUCAGCUGCAAGGAGUGCGUGGACAAGAAGAUCAAGUGUGAUCGAGGCCGACCACACUGCCUGUCCUGUAUCCGUCGGGGCACUGAAUGCGUAUACAAACUCAAAGCAGAAGUAGUCGAAGAAACCAACAUUCGUCAGCCCGCCACCCGCCGGAUAUACCCGCCCAAAUCCAAGGGCUCAAGCUAUCAAAGCUCCACGGACCAGGAUGGCUCUCCAGCCUCGUCUAAUGGACCGAGGCCGGCUAUUUUCAAGCACCAGGGUGGCACCGACCUACUCCUCAGUCAUGUGCCAUAUACAUUGACGCAGUCGUCGAAUAUCUUCGGGAUCGGAGCAGAAUAUCCCUGGAACAAUUACUGGACUCAGAAUGGCGGCGUGGCCGAGGUGCUCAAGGUGUUUCCCAAGAAGGAGCAAUCUGAUAUACUUGUGAAUGUUUUCUUCGAAGCUGUAGACCCCGUCUAUCCCAUAGUCCACAGAGAAAGAUUCUUCGCCGACUACAAAUUCUUUUGGGAAUUGGACGAGAAGAAGAGACUCGAAGUCGACACUGACUUCCUCGGCCUUGUCUUUAUGAUGCUCGCCAUGGGCACGCAGUUUCUCCAAGCCCCAGGCUCGCAGACAGAGCUCCAAGGGGAGGCUGAAUUUUUCUCAAGCGCUUGCCACCAAAGCCUUCGACUGUUCUCCUAUCUCAAUCGCACCUCUGUCCGAGCCAUCCAGUCUAUGGUGCUGAUGACAUACUUCCUCCUCAACUCGGGCCGAGCUUCUGACGGAUGGGCGUUCUCUGGCAGCCUGAUCCGACAAGCAUACGCCACCGGCUUGAACCGCGAACCGACGCUGAUCAGCCCGCAAUUUACCGUCUUUGAGCGCUUAGAGCGGCGGCGACUUUGGCACGGGAUUGUUUGCCAGGACAGCUUCAUGAGCAUGAGCCUCAGACUCCCACCGGCCGCCACACAUUCCGAUAUCGACUACGCUGCCCCGUUGCUAGAAAACGACGACUCAGUCUAUACCAUGGGAGGAAGCCCCGAAUCGACGGGAGACGACCCGUUCAACGGCCCGCGCGUUUCUGACCCCGGUUAUGUCCAGAGCAUGUACUCCCUCGCGCUUCUCGCUCAAGAAACAAUCUCAACACCCCGCUCCCUUUCGCUCCCUGUAGCGUCCAACCCUCGCCAACGAAAUAUGCUUCUGUCGCGAUUCCGUGCCUGCUAUCGCUCCUUCCCCGACGAUUUCCGUGCCUGGGACGACGCUUCGAUCGCAACACUAGUGCAGCAGGGAAACAAACGGCUCGUCCGGCAGAUCAUGUUCCUGUUUGGGUUGUACUGGCACUGCAUGACGUUGAUCUAUAGCGAGGCGCUAGACGAUUCCUACGCGCAAUCCGAAGGUGGUUCCAGAUCAACUGGACCAGGCAGUCUAGAUAGUUUCAUACGCGGCACCCUCGUUGCGGCGAGUGAGUCGAUGCGCGCGUUUUUCGUCAUUCAAUCGGUGCUGGGCGAGGAGGGGAGUGUGUGGUGGGCGUUUGGCCAUCGGGCGUUUUCCACCUCGAUCAUCGUGGCAAGUCUCUUGAAGAAGUACACAUCAGGGCCCACACCCGGCAGCGCUUCGGACAUAGACUGCAGAUCGGCAAGCCAAAGACGCACGCCGGGCAUGGAGCCGCUGUGGGAACGCGCUCGAUCCGACGUUCAUCACAUGCUGAAGCUUCUUCAGGUUCCGGCGAGUGUAGGUGACGAAGCGGCUCGAACGCGGAUUGAGGUGUUGAGCAAUUACCUUUGAUAUGUCCGGUCUUGGUACAGAAUUGAUGCAAUUCGGGAGGCGGCAUUUUGGGCGUUUGAUGUUUCAUCGUCCUUUAUAUGAACGUUGACGUUGACAUUGAGGUUGUCAUUGUCUGGUUG
This is a messenger RNA of Talaromyces proteolyticus, 2573 nucleotides long. Its product is annotated as fungal-specific transcription factor domain-containing protein. Gene Ontology annotation, cellular component: nucleus. Gene Ontology annotation, molecular function: DNA-binding transcription factor activity, RNA polymerase II-specific; zinc ion binding; DNA binding. Lineage: Eukaryota; Fungi; Ascomycota; Eurotiomycetes; Eurotiales; Trichocomaceae. The record is from RefSeq and is a predicted model, not a curated record. The coding region runs from base 325 to 2454 and encodes 709 amino acids. Gene Ontology annotation, biological process: regulation of DNA-templated transcription; DNA-templated transcription. The transcript has 8 exons.